This is a messenger RNA of Hippocampus comes (tiger tail seahorse), 2792 nucleotides long. It is a transcript of the gene slc22a16, whose product is annotated as solute carrier family 22 member 16. Gene Ontology annotation, biological process: transmembrane transport. The transcript is spliced from 9 exons. Lineage: Eukaryota; Metazoa; Chordata; Actinopteri; Syngnathiformes; Syngnathidae. The coding region runs from base 92 to 1813 and encodes 573 amino acids. Gene Ontology annotation, molecular function: transmembrane transporter activity. The record is from RefSeq and is a predicted model, not a curated record. Gene Ontology annotation, cellular component: membrane.
CCUCCUCCCACCCACUCACCCUCGUCCCAAGUCAAAGUGGACACGCACACACACACACACACACACACACGCAGAGAGCAAACUCUCCAAAAUGACGGUGGAGAGGAUAUUUGAUGAGCUCGGACAUUUUAAAAGGUUUCAGGCAUGCAUAUACUUUGCGGCCGCCUUUCAGGCAAUGGCCUGCGGGAUCCACUACCUGGCUUCCGUCUUCCUGGUGGAGACGCCGAACUUUGUCUGCGGCGUUCCGUCCAACGUCACGGACGUUUUAUUUGGCAACCUGAGUGGGUCCAGUCUGAACGACUUCCUGCCCGUCUUCAAAGCAGAUACGGGACCUUUGGUGGUCAGGACCCCCGGCGGGGAUCAGUGGGAACUUAGCCGAUGCCAGCGGGCCUUGCGGCUCCAUCCCAAAGACUUUACGUAUGCCUUUGGCGGCAAUAAAUCGGUGGAAUCGUGCGACGGGGGUUUUGUUUAUGAUCACAGUGAAGUGUAUCAGAGCAUUGUGACGGACUGGGACCUGGUGUGCAACCAAGCUUGGCUGGCCAAGCUGUGCCAGCCCACCUUCAUGUUGGGGGUGCUGAUCGGGGCGCUUGUGUUUGGGGAUAUCGCUGACAGAGUCGGUCGAGUGAAGAUCCUGAUGUUCACCAGCCUCUGUCAAUUUGGACUUGGGGUGUGUGUGGCCUUCUCCGCUAACUACUACUAUUUUGUGGUUUUCCGCUUCCUCCUGGCCAUGGCAUCCAGCGGCUAUCUGGUGGUGGUGUUCGUGUACGUGACCGAGUUCACCGGCAUCAGGGUCCGCACGUGGACCUCCAUGCACGUGCACGCCGCCUUCGCCGUGGGCAUCAUGGUGGUGGCUCUGACGGGCUACCUGGUGCGCGUGUGGUGGAUCUACCAGAUCAUCCUGUCGCUGUGCACCUCGCCCUUCCUGCUCUUCUGCUGGAAGCUCCCCGAGACGCCGUUCUAUCUCAUCGCCAAGGGGAGGUACAAGGAGGCGCAGAGCCUGCUGGACACCAUGGCCCGCGUCAACGGUUUGGAAAGCCGACUGAGGGUGGAGGAGCUCCUGGAGCCGGAGGAGAAGAACGUCAGAGCGCUGCUGGAGAAGGAGGAGAAGGUGGAGGAGGAGGAGACGGGACGCUCUCUCGAGAAGCUGUCCAUCCUGGAUUUGUUCGGCAGCUGGAGGAUGGCGGGGCGCACGGGCACCGUGUGGGCCAUCUGGUUCAUCGGCAGCCUGGGCUACUACGUCUUCUCGCUGGGAUCCGUCAACCUGGGGGGAAACCAGUACCUCAACCUCUUCCUCGUCGGUGCCGUGGAGCUUCCCUCCUAUCUGGUGGGCUGCUUUGCCAUGGACCGCAUUGGACGCAAGAAGACAUGUGCCCCGGCCUUGCUGCUGGCGGGGGUUGCGUGCAUGCUUAUCAUACUGGUCCCUGCUGACAUCGAGGCCCUGGCCAUCGCUCUCAGCAUGAUCGGAAAGUUCGCCAUCGCCAUCGCCUUCGGUCUCAUCUAUCUGUACACUUGUGAGCUUUACCCCACUAUCAUCAGGUCUCUGGCAGUGGGUAGCGGCAGCAUGAUGUGUCGCGUAGGUAGUGUGGUGGCACCGUUUUGCGUGUACCUGGCCGACGUCUGGAUCUACCUGCCUCAGCUCAUCGUGGGUAUCCUGGCUUUCAUCAUCGGCAUCCUGACGUUGAUGCUGCCUGAGACGCUGGGCAAGCCCCUAACGUCCACCUUGAAGGAGGCCGAGGCUCUGGGACAAAGCGACAAGAAGAAGGAUGCGGCAUGCGGGCUGGAGAUGAACCAGCACGCGCCAGGCUCCAUUUGAUGAUAGAGAGCUAAGGAAAGGCUUGGACGGAGCCCUAGAAGAUUCAACUCAGAUCAACUUAAACCAAGCCACUGGAAAUUACUCCAAGGAACUCCACCACGUGCUCUAUCCGGGCUGGCCACUGGUAGGAGGCUCUUGUAGCCGUCCCUGACACACACUCCCUACUACAAGGGACUAAGGACUCUAACUUAGUUAGGACACUUGCUUAUUUCUUACAUUUAUGUUUCUGGAUUUGAAUAAGGUACUAUUGUUAUACAAGGAGAUUGAGAAGUUAAUUAUUCACACCAAAUAGCUAUUUAUUUUUCACUGUUGACAUGUCACCCAUUUUUCUGCAAAACAGUAUAAGGUGCCACCCCCAAACACAAUUUCCCAGGCUUCGUUUCCUCUCUCGGACCAUUCCGAGAUUUAAGACAUCUUGCCAACUAUCUAUUGCAUUUGAUUUCAAUGAUAUACAGCAACUAUUGGCCACCUUAAGGUUAAAACUCGGUUUGGGUCUCAAAUUACAGAUUUAAAGUAGUAUUAGGGCAUUAGCAUUCCAAAUGGACGGAAUUUUGCUUUUGGCGGGCCGGUUCGUCCCAAUCCCCGCCGACAGGGGGCGCCCGCCGACCAUUGUCAUAACUCGGGAGGAUCAGUGCGUUGGCUAGCACCUGCCACGGUGCGCUGCUGCCCUCUGUUGACCACAAACUGCAAUUGCAUUCGGAACAAACAGUCCAGCAAAUGUCCCACCAGGGUGACUUGACUUUAUUCACCUUCUUCCACAUUUUCAUUGAAAGCUACCAUUGUUGGUCACAUGCCCGCAAAAUCGACUUCAAGAUGUCUGCUGUAGUGCAACGUUAAUAUUCAUAUUUGUCCAUCGUAUUCUACGUACAGUCAUUGAGUUGUAAAUAAGCAGGCCUUUAACUUGUUGAAUAUGUGCAAAAGUACAAGGGUGUCGUAUUUGGGGAUGCAGCACAGAACCUGGAUUGGGUCACUUUAAAUC